AUGAGUAAGAUCAGUGCUACUGUAGACCAAGGAAAGAACGUUGAAAUUAUUCCAAGUAAAUUUAUUACCAACCCAACAACAGAGAAUCGCCAAGUUAAUGAAAAUCUACAACAGUUCAUUAGCCAGCUUGAAUUAAUCAAGCACCCAGAAGGUGGCUAUUAUAAGGAGACUGAUAGAUCUCCCUUCACAAUGGAGGUCAAAGAGGGAACAAGAAAUUAUAGUACUUUGAUCUAUUAUUUAUUGACUCCAGAAUCUCCAACUGGUAAACUACACAAGAACAAAAACCGUAUUGUUCAUAUUUUACAAAGAGGUCGUGGACAAUACGUCUUGAUUCAACCUAACGGUGAAAUUAAAUCGUUCAAAGUUGGAUUCGAUUACGCCAAUGGAGAAAUCUCUCAAUGGGUGGUUCCUGGCGGUGUCUAUAAGGCUAGCUUCUUAUUAGAGAACAAGGACUUUAACGAUGGCCUCUUGAUAAGUGAAGUCGUUGUACCUGGUUUUGAUUUCGAAGACCAUCAAUUCAUGAAAGAUAACACUGAAUUGAUUGAAUUGGUCGGAGAGACAAAAGCUUCUCAAUUGGAAUUCUUACUAUAA
Molecule: messenger RNA, 591 nt
Organism: Henningerozyma blattae CBS 6284
Lineage: Eukaryota; Fungi; Ascomycota; Saccharomycetes; Saccharomycetales; Saccharomycetaceae
Gene: CFF1
Product: Cff1p
Exons: 1
Coding region: 1-591 (196 amino acids)
Cellular component (GO): intracellular anatomical structure
Source: RefSeq, a predicted model, not a curated record